UUGUCUCUAACCCGCCGUUCCUAUCUUCUCUGCUUCUUCCUCCAGGUGAAGGUCCCGACUCGCGUGGGUCAGAUUUACGUGUACGACACGCUGAAGGGGGACCAGGACGAGUACGACGUGCCGCCCAGACACCAGCCUCCAUCCCAGCAGGACAUUUACGACGUACCGCCCACCCGCCAGCAGUUCAGCACACAGGUGAAGGUCCCGACUCGCGUGGGUCAGAUUUACGUGUACGACACGCUGAAGGGGGACCAGGACGAGUACGACGUGCCGCCCAGACACCAGCCUCCAUCCCAGCAGGACAUUUACGACGUACCGCCCACCCGCCAGCAGUUCAGCACACAGGUGUAUGACACUCCUCCCAUGGUGGUGAAGGGUCCCUCUAGUGGUCAAGACAUAUACGACACCCCAUCAGGUUCAGACAAGAACCCACAGCAAACUGUGUAUGACACUCCUCCCAUGGUGGUGAAGGGUCCCUCUAGUGGUCAAGACAUAUACGACACCCCAUCAGGUUCAGACAAGAACCCACAGCAAACUCUAUUCUUGAACAUGCGUCCUCCCCCCCCCGGCCAAUACCUGCACAACAACAUGGCCGCCGACGGGGACGAGGACGACGAGCCCCCGAUCCCGGAGGACGUGCUUUGCCCCGGCGACCGGCACCUGCUGCUGUUCUACCAGGAGCAGUGCGAGCAGAACGUCACCACGGUAACCAACGCCAUCGACGCCUUCUUCUCGGCGGUGGGCUCCAACCAGCCGCCCAAGAUCUUCGUGGCGCACGGCAAGUUCGUCAUCCUGAGCGCGCACAAGCUGGUGUUCAUCGGGGACACGCUGGCCCGCCAGGCCCGGAGCCCCGAGGUCAAAGGUCGCGCCGCCCAGAGCAGCAACGCGCUCUGCGAGAAGCUGAAGGACGUGGUGGUCAGCACCAAGAUGGCCGCCCUGCAGUACCCGGCGCCCGGCGCCGCCCGCGAGAUGACCGAGCGCGUGCGGGAGCUGGCCGCCUGCACGCAGCAGUUCAGGAUGGCGCUGGGGCAGCUGCUGCUCAUGUAG
Menidia menidia (Atlantic silverside) is the source of this 1047-nucleotide messenger RNA. NCBI's taxonomy places the organism in Eukaryota, Metazoa, Chordata, Actinopteri, Atheriniformes, Atherinopsidae. The record is from the annotation of a GenBank genome assembly.